AUGAAGAGCCGAGUGGUGGUGGUAGUUCUCGUGUCACUUUGCCUCGUUAAUUGCUCAUCUAGCAUCAAGUUGGGAGAAACUUGUGGUUCCGAGAACAAAUGUGAUGGUGGUCUUCAUUGUGCAACAUGUCCGGCAAAUGGGAAUACUCGCUCUAGAUGCACAAGAACUCAACCUACAAUCCCUACUUCCAAGGUGAAAGGUUUAGCAUUCAAUCGAUAUUCAUGGCUGACAACACAUAACUCAUUCGCUCAAUCUGGCAUCAAAUCUGACACAGGAUCUUUUAUUAUAGCCUCCACAACCCAGGAAGACACAAUUGUCCAACAACUCAAUAAUGGUGUUCGAGGCCUUAUGCUAGAUAUGUAUGACUUUAAAAAUGAUAUCUGGUUGUGUCAUUCCUUUGGAGGCAAUUGUUACGAUGUCACUUCAUUUAAACCUGCUAUAAAUGUGCUUAAAGACAUCCAAUCAUUCAUGGAAGCAAAUCCAACAGAAAUUGUGACCAUCUUCAUUGAAGACUAUGUGACAUCUCCCCAAGGGCUUACCAAGGUGUUUAAUGCUUCUGGGUUGAGAAAGUAUUGGUUCCCAGUAUCUAGAAUGCCUAAGAAUGGUGAAGAUUGGCCAACUGUCGAUGACAUGGUUCAUCAAAAUCAACGUUUGGUCGUUUUCACCUCUAAAUCAUCUAAAGAAGAUUCUGAGGGCAUUGCUAACCAAUGGAAAUAUGUAGUAGAAAACCAAUAUGGAGAUGAUGGAAUGAAAGGUGGUUCUUGUCCAAAUCGAGGUGAAUCAUCAACCAUGAACACAAAAUCAAAGUCAUUGGUUUUGAUGAACUACUUUCUCACUAGUGCUAAUGCAAGCUCAGCUUGUGCUGACAAUUCAACUCCAUUAGUUAACAUGUUGAAGACUUGCCAUAAUGCUUCCAGCGGUCGAUGGCCAAAUUUCAUUGCUGUUGAUUUUUACCAGAGGAGUGAUGGAGGAGGAGCCCCUGAAGCAGUUGAUGUAGCAAAUGGUCACUUAACUUGCGGAUGUGACAACAUUUCCUAUUGCAGGCCAAAUGCCACAUAUGGCACAUGUGAUGUGCCACCAAUUUCUCCACCGCCACCUGCUGUUGCUCCCCCAACCAUCGUAGAAGAAGCAAGCCAUCAGCCGGUACAAGAGGAAUUUCAUGUGGACACCCCUCUAAAGUUGGUGAAGUUUUUAUGGAAUCAAAUAGCCAAGAAGGUGGAGAUGAGUGAGAGACCACUUGUUAGACCACAUGGGCAGUUGGAUGACGUGGCUUGUUUGGGUAGCCAUGAAUCUUGUAGCAUUUCUUUGCUGAAUGACUAG
Glycine soja is the source of this 1320-nucleotide messenger RNA. RefSeq names its product PI-PLC X domain-containing protein At5g67130-like. NCBI's taxonomy places the organism in Eukaryota, Viridiplantae, Streptophyta, Magnoliopsida, Fabales, Fabaceae. The record is from RefSeq and is a predicted model, not a curated record. The transcript is spliced from 10 exons. Gene Ontology annotation, biological process: lipid metabolic process. Bases 1 to 1320 code for a protein of 439 amino acids. Gene Ontology annotation, molecular function: phosphoric diester hydrolase activity.